UUGUACAGAAUCAUUCACGAUUACAAAUGCAAUUGUGUUACUAUCAGCCAUAAUCGGACGAUGACAUCAGUCCCGAGAGAAACGACAAACUGAAAAUAAGAUAUGUACAUAAAUUAGUUCCGGCAUUGAAAAAGGUGCAUCAUAUUAUGCGUGGGCUGAGUCUCUGAUGACCUCAUGGGACGUUUUAUUGACUUCUAAAGCAUUAUUGGUAACGAGAAUGGCGUGUGAGUGGUUUGAAGAUCUCGUGAUUUAGAGACUACAUUGUUUUUAAGAUCACGAGUUUUCCUAUCUUUCAUCAUUCAUCCCCAACCAUGGAGUUGUUGCUGUCGGAAUAUCUGACCUUCGGAAAUGUUUUUAUCGCGGUUGUUUUCUUGCUGAUUCUCAACCAAUUGUUUGAGCUCUAUCAGUUCAGGAACAUGCCGCCGGGGCCUCGUUUGACAAGUAUACCGUUCAUAGGAAAUUUAAUGAGCUUUGAUUCAGGGGAUGGUUUCUGUCAAGUAACAGCAAGCAUGAGGAAAAAUUACGGCACCGUAUAUUCCAUGAAGGUUGGGAGUUUCAAAUUCGUUGUUGCCGAAGAUCCAACAUCUGUGAAGGAAGUGCUCGUUACAAAAUCUGCUGAUUAUGCUGGAAGACCUCCGUUUCACAGCUUUAUGAUUGACACACUUGGUGGAAAAGAUGUUGCUUUGGCAAACUAUGGUCCAGCCUGGAGAUUUCAUCGCAAGCUUUUCCUGACGGCUAUAAGACAGUAUCUAUCUGAUCAAAAAUUGGUGGAAGAAAGGGUCUCCGAGCAGGUGCGAUGGCUGAUGCAGUACUUUGAGGACCAAAAUGGAAAUGAAUUCGACCCUGGAAAGAUUUUAAUGGAGAGUGUUGCAAAUGUGAUAUGUCGAAUCACAUUUGGAAAGCACUUUGACUCCUCUCAUCCAGAUUUUGAGGAAUUCUUGAAGCUGAAUAACGAGUCUUUUACUGACAUUGAAACAAGUAAUCAAAUUUUUGUUUUAGAUUUCUUUCCGAUUGCCAAGUACUUUCCUUUUUCUGCGUAUCAAACAGAGCAGAAGGUCGCAGACCGAAUGUUCGAAAUUCUCCGCCGACAGUUAAAGAUACAGGAAAAUGAGUUCGACCCAAAAUCAGAGAUCGAAAGUCUCAUCGGAAGUCUUCUCAAAGAGAGAAUUGCUGCCGAGAAUGAGGUUGAUGCGGAGGAGAGGGCAUCCAUAUUAUCAGACGACUACAUAAUCAACACCGUGGGAGAUAUGUUUAGUGCUGGUUACGAGACCACUAGUACAACCUUACGCUGGGCCAUUGCAUACCUCGUUAAUUAUCCUGAAUGCCAAAGGGAUAUACAGAGUCAGCUCGACGACGUGGUCGGAAGAGAUCGCAUGCCAGGUCUGGAUGAUCGUCCAAAACUUCCUCUAGUCUUAGCCACAAUCAUGGAAACGUUGCGCCUUGGAAAUGUUGCUGAGACAACCAUUACACAUUACACUCUGAAAGAUACCACAUUGGCCGGUUACCGCGUUCCAAAGGAUACUGUGGUGAUGGCCAACCUAAUGGCCAUUCAUCUUGACCCUAACCUUUGGGAGAACCCAGACUCCUUCGACCCUCGUCGCCAUAUUGACUCCGAUGGCCAAAUUAUCACCAACUCUGGCAAUUUUCUUCCCUUCUCAGCUGGACGCCGGGUUUGUGCUGGCGAGGCCUUAGCAAAGGUGGAGCUGUUCUUGUUCCUGUCUUGGAUGCUGCAUAGAUUUACAUUUCUGCCAUCACUAGAUGGCAGCUUCCCGGAACUAAAGGGAAAGUUUGGAUUAACCCGCUUUCCAGCUGCUUACAAAAUAAGGGUUGUAAAACGCCAGUAAUAUGAUAUAAAGGGUGAACCAUUGGUAGACUACAUAAACGCUUUUGAAUGGCCUUUAGUUAGACGAGCAAUCAAUGGAGAUGAAACAAUGACAUUUGAGCCUCUAAUUAUUUUCUUCGAUCUUUGUAUCUCUAUCUUUCGUGAAAAUAAGAAUCCUUUAUUAAUUGCUGUUAAUAAUUUCAUCCCCAGUGUGGUUUAUAUUGUUAACGGCAGUUGAUAGUGCCGGCAUGUUAUUGAAAUCUUUGAUAAAAAUAAGCGUACAUAUUGUUGUAAUAAAGAUCCUGCUUCUUCGCAUAGCAAAUUCAGGAUAAAGCUGCGAUUAAAAUAACACAGAAGCUUA
This is a messenger RNA of Stylophora pistillata, 2183 nucleotides long. Its product is annotated as steroid 17-alpha-hydroxylase/17,20 lyase. The record is from RefSeq and is a predicted model, not a curated record. NCBI's taxonomy places the organism in Eukaryota, Metazoa, Cnidaria, Anthozoa, Scleractinia, Pocilloporidae. Gene Ontology annotation, biological process: progesterone metabolic process; hormone biosynthetic process. Gene Ontology annotation, molecular function: heme binding; steroid 17-alpha-monooxygenase activity; iron ion binding.